This is a messenger RNA of Nothobranchius furzeri (turquoise killifish), 2380 nucleotides long. RefSeq names its product synthesis of cytochrome C oxidase 1 (gene sco1). NCBI's taxonomy places the organism in Eukaryota, Metazoa, Chordata, Actinopteri, Cyprinodontiformes, Nothobranchiidae. The record is from RefSeq and is a predicted model, not a curated record. Gene Ontology annotation, biological process: mitochondrial respiratory chain complex IV assembly.
AAAGUAAACGGUUCCUAACAAUGGGAGAAGUUAAUAACGUGAAGAACUCAAAGCCACGGCUUCUGACUGUCUGGAAAACCUGCAACGCUGUUAUGUCUUUAUUCUUCACCCUCGCAUCAUACGUCCAGAGAAUUUUCUGGUCUCAUGCUGAUGGCUGUUUGGCUCCUCCUGUGUCGCCACUCUGGAAGAGCUCCUGUUGGGAUGCUGCGUGUGUCUACAGCUGUUGCCAUCACAGUUUUUCCUAUUGUAGCCUGGCUGUAUUACUACACCAAUAAGGAGCUGAGAUCAAACUGGCCUUCACAUUGUAAAACUGCUAUUUAGGACAGCUACUUCUCCCUUUGAUUACAAAAGUUAAAUAGACUGAAAACUGUACUUUGAAAAUGCUGCUUUGUUUGAUUAAUUCACUAUAAAUAUAAAAGUUUAAUCAAUGGCACUAAAAUUCAAAUUCAAUUCAAAAUGUUAAUCUUUGUAAUCCAGUGAUUAUUGGAGAGGUGUUUCAUUAGUUGGGGAGAUUAAAUUUUAAUUAACAUGAUAUUAUGUUUGUAAUUUUUUUAUUUGAUAAUUUGCUAGAUGAAGUAUGUGAAUGAAUAAAACAUGUUUCAGUAGUGACAGGUUUUCUACACUAGAUGGUAGCAGAGAGCUCAAACACUAGACCCACCAAAGAAGAAGAAGUUCGUCACACGUUAUGGCCGAUCUCAGAACAGUGUGGUUAAUUUUUUGAAGGACCCGUGUACAUGAUAACGAAUGUAAAUAACUGACCAGAGAACAGUAGUUCUCCCCCGCCCUGUGUCGUUUUAUCUAACGCGCAGCCGCUUCCGGAUCGCUGCCGCGGUUCUGUCAAGGUCCAAACAACCAUGAGUGUGUUAAAUCAGAGCAUGUGCUGCCGGUUAUUCCACAGUAGAGUCCUACAGAACCGAGCUGUCAGGCUUGCAUACACUUUUAUCCAGAGACCAACUGGACGGAACUACUUUCUGUCAACGCGAAGAGCUCAUUGCUACCUGGUAGGUCAACGGUCAAGCACCAAAACUCCGCCAAGAACUUGGAGGAUUUUAGGUUUUCAUCUGAAAAAUGUGGGUGCAAGCCAGUGGCACACCUGCAGAUCAACACACCUGUGCUUCUCCAGGGCAUUCUCCUCAAUGCCACCACCACCUUCCUCAGGCGACCAGUCCAAGAAGUCUGGGCCCGUGACGUGGAAGUCGUUAGCGGUAACUUUUGCUAUUGGCGGUGCUUUACUGGCAGGGAUGAAGUACCUCAAGAAAGAGAAGGAGGAGUUGAUUGAAAAAGAGCGAAACAAAUCGAUUGGAAGGCCGGCGCUGGGCGGCCCCUUCUCACUCGUGGAUCACAACCAUAAGCCGUGCAAGAGUGAGGACUUCUUUGGACGCUGGGUCCUGAUCUACUUUGGGUUCACGCACUGCCCCGACAUCUGCCCAGACGAAAUAGAAAAAAUGAUGGAAGUGGUGGAUGAGUUGGACAAUAUCAAGUCUCUUCCAAACCUGACUCCCAUCAUCAUCACCAUCGAUCCUGACAGGGACACUCCAGAGGCCAUGGCUGCGUAUGUGAAAGAAUUUUCCCCAAAGCUGAUUGGUCUGACGGGGACGAAGGCGCAGAUCGAGGAGGUCUCCAGAGCGUACAGGGUUUACUACAGCCAGGGCCCAAAGGACGAGGACAACGACUACAUCGUGGAUCACACCAUUAUCAUGUACCUGGUGGGGCCACAUGGGGAGUUUGUUGAGUUUUAUGGACAAAACAAAAGAAGUGUGGAGAUCAUCAGCUCCAUAGCUGCACAGAUGAGGAGAUAUAAGACGGGGAAAUGAGCUGUGAUGGCGUUGCUGCUUGCUGCUGCUCUGGUUUGUUCUGUGUUUUAUUUUCUGCACAUUAUCAGAUUAGGGCGUGUGAGUGCUGUGAUUUUAUUUUAUUUGAUGCAGAUCGAUGCUUUUCUAUAUCAUUUUUCUACAGAAACAUUAAACAGUGUUUUGUUGUUAAAACAGAAGCAAGAAUGUCUUAUUUUGUGACACAAGUUAGGACUCAACAUCUCACCGACGAGACGAAGCGACACGUCGAGAGAGGAAUUUAAGAGAUUAUCAGUUUCUGCUGCUGAGUGAACCAAAUGAGUCCUUCCUGUUUCCUUUCAGAUGGAUGUGUGAGGUGUUAAUGAGCAGACUGUGGACAAUCUGGGUUGUCUGAUAAUAAAUAACACAAUGGGUUGGUUCUCUGUAUUUUUCUCAUGCAUGCAUAGAAAAAGUAAGGAGGGCGAGGAUGUUGAGCUUUAUCUCAAAAUGUUGAGAAUAAAGUUCAGUUUAUUUAUUUUACAGUGCCACAACACAACAAGAGUCGUCUCAAGGCUCUUCACACAGUAAACAUUUCAAUACGGUUCAGUUCA